CGUAUCGAAACCCCACAUAGGAUUACAAUGGUAGUUUAGUUUAGUCCAAAAGAAUGACAGCAGCAGGUCUGUUUUGUGAGUUCUGACAUGCUCUCUUGAGGUCCAAAAGAAGGGAGACAGUAUAGAGCAAGUGAAAAUGGUGGAUUCAUGGUAUGCUGAAAAUCAUCUGCAGCGAUCAGAGUAUGAGGAUUACUACAAUGAUGCAAAUCCUAUCUAUCCUAGUGGCCUUGUUUGUCUGUGCUCUAUUGCUGUUAUCACUGUAAGCAAACAUGCACAACUCCAAGUAUAUAUUCUGCAUUUUGAGACUAAUGCAUGUGAUGUGAUGAGUUAUAUGCUUUCAGUUGCUCAUAGUUUUGCUCAUGCAGAAAGCUUCUGUAAUGAUAACAUGAUUGACUGGAAUGGUGCAGGAAUCAUCUCUCUUCAAUGUUUAUCAAAUUAUUGCUGGAAAUCAGUAGUGCCCUUUGUUGCUUCCAUAUUAUGUAUCAGAAAUCAAUAAGUCGAACUCAUGACUAAGCUUUUUCCUACUGAACUUUCUAUUUUGUGAAAUGUGAACCUUAUUUAUGUCUUUAGUAUGCCAAUAAUACUUAUGUGAUGAAAAAUUAUAUGAUAAUUGAAGUUGGAAAACUUCAUGUGUUAGUUCUAACCAAACCAAAAAGCCGAUAGGUACCAAAAAGUAUUACUUUU
This is a messenger RNA of Humulus lupulus (European hop), 684 nucleotides long. RefSeq lists its product as uncharacterized. The transcript has 2 exons. The record is from RefSeq and is a predicted model, not a curated record. Lineage: Eukaryota; Viridiplantae; Streptophyta; Magnoliopsida; Rosales; Cannabaceae. The coding region runs from base 137 to 496 and encodes 119 amino acids.